This is a messenger RNA of Ornithodoros turicata, 1420 nucleotides long. RefSeq lists its product as uncharacterized. The record is from RefSeq and is a predicted model, not a curated record. Bases 30 to 1277 code for a protein of 415 amino acids. The transcript has 3 exons. Lineage: Eukaryota; Metazoa; Arthropoda; Arachnida; Ixodida; Argasidae.
GCCAGUGCCUUGCGUGUUCUUUUCGGAAAAUGCCUCAACGAUGCGCUGCCGUUGGUUGCACAAACUCCAGUAGGAAGUCCGAGAAGAAGAGAUUCUUCAGGUUUCCUGCAGGUUCCCUUCAUGCAGCGAAGAGAGCGAAAUGGGUGCUGGCGAUGUGCCGUGUUAAUGAAGACGGCUCUCCGUGGGAACCGACUGCCAACUCACGAGUGUGUAGCGAUCACUUUCUGACAGGAAAGCCGUCUCGUUUCAUUGACCAUCCCGAUUACGUGCCGUCAGUUUUCAAGCACAAGAAAUCCAAGAGCGUGGGUGCGCUUGCACGCUUCGAGAGGCUGAAAAACAGACAAGGCGUUGCACAGAGCCAGUGUGCUUCCACGAGCGAUACUCCACAGAGGGGUACAACUGUCAUGCAGAGUUCACCGGCUGCAGCCAUGGAUGCAGCAGAAGUCGGAACAGAUAGAGAAGAAGCCGAAGGUGGAGACACAUUUGUGGAUUGUGUGCCAGGACAUGAUAUCAGCGAGCAGUACACGUCGCUGGAUAAAGGCUGCCAGACUGACGAUCAUCUGAGGAAGCGCAUUCAACAGCUUGAGGACCGCUUGAAAGCAGAAAAGCACAGAAAUUCUCAACUUGUGGCGCAGCUGUCUACGGCCGAGGGUAAUGCUGAGCAUUGGAAGGCAUGCUUUUAUGAACUGCAGUCAACCAGUCUCUGCCUUGAUAACAUGCAAACUACCGAAGAUAUGCUGUAUUAUACUGGCCUGCCCUCACAAGUCAUCUUCAGGCACAUUCUGGACUUUGUGGUAAAGCGAAAUCCACACCUUGCCAAGGGUGAAGACAGAGGAACACAGAGUGUUGAAGAGCAAAUGUUUAUGGUGUUGGUCCGCCUCCGUACUGGCAUGCAGACGAAGGAAGUGUCGCGGAACUUUUCAGUCUCUAUGGCUACCUUCAGUCGCACCUUCUCACGGUGGAUCCUCGCAAUGCAGAAAGAGCUGGUUGCACUCACUAGUUUUCCAUCUCUUGUGGAAGUCCAGCAGCAUAUUCCUCCACAUUUCAAGCGGUAUCCAAAUACUCGCAUCAUACUUGACACCACAGAGAUCCGGAUACAAAAACCUUCAGGUCAUCAUGCCCAGAGGGAAACCUUUUCUAAUUACAAGUAUGCAAACACAAUGAAGUGCCUGGUAGGAGCAACGCCGGACUGUUAUGUGAGCUUUGUCUCAGCACUCUAUGGUGGAGGAACCAGCGAUCGGGCCAUCGUGCAGCAGUCAGCACUGCUUGAUCUUUAGAACCAGGUGAUGGUGUUAUGGUCGACAAAGGAUUCAAAGUGUAUGAUCUUUUGCCCCCAGGUGUUGAUCUGUAUAUGCCUCCGUUUCGUAUCCCUGGUGAGGCACAGAUGAGCGCUAAGGACGUCGAGAGAACACGACAUGUA